UCUUUAUCAUCUUUUAAGGCAGCUCAAUUUAUUUAUUAUAGCACUAUCUUUGUCCUUAUAAGAAGGACUUCGGCAUAUGCAUAAAUAAAUUUUUACUAUUUUGAUUCCAAACCAAAUCAUUUCGGGAUUUUAUUUUAGUUUGGUGAAUUACAGGUUUCUCUGAUUUUCUUGUAGAUUCAAAUAAAUAAAAUAUCAUUAUUAAAAAAAUCAUUUCGGAUUUUAGAUUAGCUGGUCUCGAGCAAUUGACUUUUUGGACUGGUCCGAAUUGUGUAAGGUGAAUUGGGUCGGAGAUUUGGGGGCUGCAAUUCUACGCAAAGUGGGGUACAGAAACGACAACGUUGAAGUAAAAUAUUCGGGAGUAAUGAAAAAGGACGGAAGAGGAGAUGAAUCAUGAAGAAGCAGGAAAGGUGGAAUACAGAGACAAAGAAAUGACUGACGCUUGCAUAAGAGCAGUCGUCGAAUCGAUCCACUCUUCCCCCACCCAGGCCGUCAUCUACCUCUCCGGCGGCGCCUCUCUCGCUCUAGGAUGGUUAAUGUCAGUUCCUGGAGCUUCAAAUACGGUGCUGGAAGCUGUCGUACCAUACUCCAGAAUGUCAAUGAUCCAAUUACUUGCCAAGAUUCCUGCCCAGUAUUGUGGCCAACAAACUGCCGAUGAAAUGGCUUUGCUUGCUUAUAAUCGGGCGCUGAAGCUAUCUUCUCCAGGUUCUCCAGUUCUUGGUGUGGGGUUUACCGGUUCUUUGGCUACCAUGCGUCCUAAACUUGGGGACCAUAGGUUUCACUUGUCAACAAGAACACAUGAUCGACAUUGGGCAUCUACAGUUACUCUGUCAAAGGGCUUGAGGAGUCGAGAUCAGGAAGAAAAGGUCUCAAGUUGCUUCCUACUGAAGGCAAUUGCUAAUGCAUGCAAAGUCCCUUCCACAUUUGAUUCUGAGUUGACUGAAUCUGAAGUUGCGGAUGAAUGUGAAAGGUUCUUCGAUGAAGAUCAGGAGUUAGAGCAACUUAUAAAUGGGCAAAUUUGCUUUAAGGUUUAUCCGUUUUCAACUGAUACAUCAAAUGCUGAUAGGAAGAUAAUACUGUCUGGAUCCUUUAAUCCAUUACAUGAUGGUCAUCUCAAGCUCUUGGAAGUUGCCACUAGCAUUUGUGGCAAUGGAUAUCCGUGCUUUGAAUUAUCUGCCAUCAAUGCUGACAAACCUCCACUGUUGAUAUCACAAAUAAAAGACCGUGUUUUGCAGUUUGAAAAAGUUGGAAAGACGGUAAUAGUUUCCAAUCAGCCUUAUUUCUAUAGGAAAGCUGAACUUUUUCCAGGGAGUGCUUUUGUUAUUGGUGCAGACACUGCAGUGAGGCUUAUCAAUCCUAAAUACUAUGAUGGAAGAUAUGAUAAGAUGCUAGAAACGCUUACUGGAUGCAAAAGAACAGGAUGCACCUUCAUUGUGGCUGGUCGGAAUGUAGAAGGUGCUUUUAAGGUGCUUGAGGAUCUUGAUAUACCUGAAGAUUUGAGAGAUAUGUUUGUCUCAAUACCAGCCGAAAGGUUCCAAAUGGAUGUAUCUUCCAGCGAAAUAAGGAAAAGCCGUGGAAUGUAAAUCCCAUAAUGAGAUCAAAUUUGAACAUGAGUUUUAGGAUAUAUUUCUGUUCAAUAACAAUAAAGGAUGAUAAAUACAUAUACAGCUUCGUCCUUGUUAUUCUUUUAUGUAUUAUUUCCGGGACCCUAAUGUUGGUUCCGAGGUGCAUUGAAAGAGUAAUAUGUAAGAGCUACACGUUUUCCUUGGUCUGAAAGCAUGUGAAAGUAUCAUGUUGGAUAUUUCUUUAGAGCAAUAAAUGAAAUAUUUAAAGAUUAUUCGAAAA
Molecule: messenger RNA, 1842 nt
Organism: Theobroma umbraticum
Lineage: Eukaryota; Viridiplantae; Streptophyta; Magnoliopsida; Malvales; Malvaceae
Product: Nucleotidylyl transferase superfamily protein
Cellular component (GO): nucleus; cytoplasm
Molecular function (GO): nicotinamide-nucleotide adenylyltransferase activity; ATP hydrolysis activity
Source: RefSeq, a predicted model, not a curated record